AUGAAGACUUACCACAAGGUCGAGCGGGUCAUGCCGUACCUGGGUCAGCCCGACGACGGCUCACUGUCGAGUCUCUGGAACGGGCGCGACAAGUUCUUCGCAGACCCCAAAGACCGCGAACAAUUCAUCUACUCCUGCAUCACCGUCAUCGGCCACAACGGCAGCAUCGACAUCCACGACCACGACUUCCGCCUCCUCUACUCCCGCCGCGGCGCCAGCCAAAACCGCAUCGUCGCCCGCCUCGUCGCAGCCAAAGACGGCGUCAUCAAGUCGCAGAUCGAGCCCGCGAGCGACGGCGGCAACCAAGCAGAGGCGUUCAUGGCGUUCCGCCGGCACGUGGAGAUGACGCUCGAUGGCAUCCUGGCUGAUGUGCCGGGCUCGUCUUCCGUUUCGAGGUUCGCAGAUGCUGGUGCGGGGAGUGGAGUGUUGACGCCUGCUACUACUGUUGCGUCGCCACCUUCGCCGAUGAUGAUUGAGAGGAGACCCGUUGGCGGAGAGGCCGGGACGGAGGGACAUAAUGGGGCUGCGCCACCUGCAUAUGGGAAGGCUGUGAAGGAGUGGGAGCUGCAGGAAAAGAAGGGGUGA
This is a messenger RNA of Neohortaea acidophila, 585 nucleotides long. RefSeq lists its product as uncharacterized. The record is from RefSeq and is a predicted model, not a curated record. Bases 1 to 585 code for a protein of 194 amino acids. Lineage: Eukaryota; Fungi; Ascomycota; Dothideomycetes; Mycosphaerellales; Teratosphaeriaceae. The transcript has 2 exons.